Molecule: messenger RNA, 2512 nt
Organism: Ruditapes philippinarum (Manila clam)
Lineage: Eukaryota; Metazoa; Mollusca; Bivalvia; Venerida; Veneridae
Exons: 6
Coding region: 172-1131 (319 amino acids)
Source: RefSeq, a predicted model, not a curated record
CCCGAGCAUGAAUUGAAUGUGUUUACAAGCGGGUACAUCAAAGAACAAUUAUCGAAUCUAAUAGCCGGGCUCAAAGUGCUAUUGUUACACUGUGCGGUUGGUUGUCAUACAUUGAUAGUGGUUGGAACAUUAAUUUAAAAUGUGCUUUAGAAGUGCAUACAUCCAAGUAAGAUGUCAGCGUAUCUUCUCUUUGUCGUGAUAAGUUUAACAUGUUUUCGCGAGUCUGAGUCAUCGGCAGAAUAUAAGAUAACAGAUUGGCGUCGUUGUCCGGAUUCAAAGACACGGUAUUUAGCAAUACCACAAAUAUCUAUUGAGCAGUGUGUACAUGAAUGUAAAGUUAGACCAGUUUGCAAGGCCAUCAGUUAUCAACGCCUUUUACGAUUAUGUGAAAUAUAUUCGACAGAAGUUGACCUAGGUUUGAAACCAUCCGCAGGUAGAACUCCAUGUGUGUUUAUCGCAAGAAAAGACAUUAAACAGGACACUAUCACCUGCAACUGUACAGAUGGACAAGUCUGUAACACUUCGAGUGGUUCAUGUAGCAUAAAAGAAUGUAGCCCCUAUGAUAAUGGCGGUGGUAGUGUAACCGUUCACGGCAAUAGAAACGAGGUCAAGUCGAAGAUAAAAUUGUCGUGUCAAUCAAAUGGUGGAAAUUUAAAACAGACCUCCAUCUGUAACUCUUAUGGAAAUUGGAGUCAACGACUGGAAUGUCCACAUCAAGAAUGUCCGGACGGAGACGAAUGGCUUCAACAAGACAUAAUGCCCAAUUUUGAACUGCAGUUUAACAUGCAAAAAAUGACUCAUCCAAAGGCAAAACAAAGUUGUGAAAAUUCAGGCAACCGGCUUGUCCGGAUAGACAGUAUAGUAAAGCGUGAAUACAUCAAAGGGAUAGGUACAUUAUGUGAAGGACUUAAUACAGAUUUCUGGACUGACGGAUCAAACUUUUUGGGUGAUGCAGCAAUGCGAUUCUCAGAUAAAAAUGCAAUGCCAUUAGGUGGCACGUUCUGGGAGAAAGGCCGGCCAGAUAAUUCUGACACAAGAGACAGGUGCGCUAGGUCGCAGCCAAAUAUCGGUUACCGUUGGCGAGAUGCUUACUGCGAGGAACCUUUUCCAUUUAUUUGUGAAAAACCAUAAACAGUACCUAUAUUAUUGACUUGUACCUAUUCAAAUUUGGAAACGUCCGUGGAUAAUUUUGGUAAUGUUGAUACCAAAAUGCUUGAGUCUAGCAACAAACUGUACAAAAGUCUAAACAUAGUGCAUUUCGUGCAAUUAGCGGCAAGUUAUUAUUGUGAGUUAUAAAUUGUAAAUAAUUUUGUAUCCACAUUCCCUUCUACCCAACUUCCUUUGGAAAGCUCUUAAAGGCGAUAUAACUUUGAGGUAUCUUGGUUUUUUUGUGUGACUAUUAAAAUAUUUCUCUCAACGUUUUUGCCUGUCAAUCCUGCACCAAUUUGGUAACUUUGUUUAGUUUCAUAAUAUUUUAUUGCAUAUAUAACUAUGUUGAUUUACGUCAAUUCUUUUACAUCAACAUAAUUACACAAUAUACAAAAGGGUUUGACCAAAAGCUUUUGCAACAUUAUUGAGGGCCUUCCUAUUUCUCCUGUUUAUGCGGGUGUCCAUUCCUAGGCAUAUGCUAUGAAAAAAGACAUUGCCAUGAAUGUGUUCCAUUUCAAAGACCAGAGCAUAGUCUCAGUUAUUACCAAAGUGUAUCUCAACGUGUAGCACCUUUGUUAAAGAAAAACAGUCAUUGUAAAACAACAAAUAUAGAAGAAGCACAUAUCUAGUUUUAUGUGAAUAUAAACAUAUACAUGUACUAAUUUUAUGAAGACUUAAACAUGUUAUAUGAACAAGCAAACAACUUUCCGCAUUAUUCAAUACCCGUAUAACAAGAAUUACAGGAUAGAAGAUGUCCUAUCUUGUAAAUCUAGUAUUAAAGAAGUCAAGAAAUAGUAGCCUUCACGCGUUACGAUUGUACUUUUAACUGGCGUUGUAUUUCAAAAUCCUACCGUCCGUAUAGGCCUUUACCAUGUAAGUAUCAGAUAUAGAAAUCACAUACCAUUAUAUAGUUCUAGAUAAAGUCUGUCAGUUGACUUUAAUUUUAAAUCAUUAAUGAAUAACAUACAUAUUCAUUAACUACAUGAAUAAAUAAUUGAUGACUCUACUGAACUAAUUGCUUCAGUCAGUUUUUUAUUGGCUUACACGUGUUUGAUAUAAAACCACUUGAAAUAUGUAUACACUUCAAUCAUAAACUUGUACGUUAAACACUUUCGGAAAGUGCGGAGUUGAAUAAUUCAGAUACUUUCAUCAAAUUACAUUUAAAUUAGUUCAUUUUUGUUAUUUAAGUUGAGUAAUUUAACAAUUAACUUACAUGUAAAAAUCAUUUUGCUGAGUUUCUAUCAUCAGAUAUUAAUAAAAAAUGGAUCGGGUCCUUAGUCGUCAAUUUUUGUCUAAGUGUUGAGAACUUGCACGCUUCUUAAUAAAACAUAUGAAAAGCUGAUGUUAUUUAUUCAUUGAAACU